This is a messenger RNA of Lasiosphaeria miniovina, 513 nucleotides long. RefSeq names its product multi protein bridging factor 1-domain-containing protein. Gene Ontology annotation, cellular component: nucleus. Gene Ontology annotation, molecular function: DNA binding. The transcript has 2 exons. The coding region runs from base 1 to 513 and encodes 170 amino acids. NCBI's taxonomy places the organism in Eukaryota, Fungi, Ascomycota, Sordariomycetes, Sordariales, Lasiosphaeriaceae. The record is from RefSeq and is a predicted model, not a curated record.
AUGUCUGGAGCCGCCUGGGAUACCGAGGCUGUCAAGAUUGGCAAGAAUGCCCACAAUGGCGCCGGCGGCCCGCGCGAGAAGGUGAUCAAGAGCCAGUCGGCGCUCAAUGCCGCGAAGCGGUCUGGCGCGGCCGUGGCCACGGAGAAGAAGUACACAACCGGCAAUGCGGCCACAAAGCCCGCCGUCGAGGGCCAGCGGCUGACAAUGGUCGACCGGUCGGACGACGUGGUGCCGGUGAAGAAGGUCAGCAAGGAGGUGUCGGACGCGCUCAAGGCGGCGCGCAAGGCGUUCGUGACGGCCGACGGCAAGGAGCUCACACAGAAGGAGCUGGCGACCAAGGCCAGCACGGCCGUGGCCAACAUCAUCGCGAUAGAGUCUGGCAAGGCGACGCCCGACCAGAAGGUGCUGACAGCCCUGGAGCGCGCUCUCAACACCAAGCUGCGCGGCAAGAACAUGGGCCAGCCCCUGCACGCGCCAAAGGCGGCCCCGGCCGCGGCGGCGGCUAAGAAGUGA